Hyla sarda is the source of this 4599-nucleotide messenger RNA. It is a transcript of the gene PTPRC, whose product is annotated as protein tyrosine phosphatase receptor type C. The coding region runs from base 132 to 3920 and encodes 1262 amino acids. The transcript is spliced from 34 exons. Gene Ontology annotation, molecular function: protein tyrosine phosphatase activity; protein binding. NCBI's taxonomy places the organism in Eukaryota, Metazoa, Chordata, Amphibia, Anura, Hylidae. Gene Ontology annotation, biological process: negative regulation of protein kinase activity; positive regulation of peptidyl-tyrosine phosphorylation; protein dephosphorylation. The record is from RefSeq and is a predicted model, not a curated record.
CUCCCAUAGACUUGCAUUGAGGGGGCGUGACAUCACACGGGAGCGGAGUCGUGACGUCACGAUCUCCCGUCACCGUGGUCAUGAGGCGUUAGGAUGAGACAGGGAGAGACGCACCAGGAGCUUUCAGCACCAUGAAUUGGGGUCUACAACUUCUAGUACUUGGAUUCCUUCUAUGGGACCAGAAUCAUGUUACCUUAGGGCAAAAUACUACAUCAAAAGGACCAGAAACAUCCUCACCUGCACCUCACUCCACCACCAGCAUCCAGAGCACUCCCACUAUCUCUGCACCCAAUGACUCCAACUCGUCAAAUCAGUCACCCGAUGAACCUUCUAGCAUGCAAACAUCCACCACCAUUGCCCCUAUAACAACCAUGCUUGCAUACAACAGCUCUGCUGUCUCUGACGCACUCACUUCUCCAACCAGCAACACCACUAUUCUUCCUCCUACAGAUCAGACGCAGUCUUCUCCCGAUGAACCUUCUAGCACGCAGGCAUCCACCACCAUUGUCCCUAUGACUGCCUACUCACUUGCAGACAACAGCACCGCUGUCUCUCUUGCAUUCACUUCUCCAACCAGCAACACCACUAUGUUUUCUAUCCCAGAUACUACAAGCACUGAUUCCAACCAAACCACAUCACCACCAGACGUCUCCCCUUCUCCAGGAGAGGCUAAACCAAAUUGCAGUUUCGAAGGCCUAAAAGUGCUACCAGCUAAAUACCAGGAACAGCCAGAGACAUUGGAGCUAAUACUUCCUGACAACCUCCAAAAUAAAACCCUGAAUUGCACCUGCUACCAAUGCACAGGGGACUAUAAAUUCCUACUUAAAAGCUUUACUUUCAACGUUUCCAUGUGUUCACCAACACAUAUCGAUUGCUGGUUUGAGGAGUGCCCAAGUGCUAUGUUCAAUAUAACCUUGGAUGUUCCACCCAAACCUGGACAUUACAAUUUAUCUGUCGAAGAGGGCAGACGUAAUAUUUUGUUCAGAUGGUGGGCUGGAACCGAGACCAGCUGUUCUGUGGAUGUGAACUCUAGUUGUUCAAAUGAUACAGACCCUUCAAGCAGGUUCCAUGGAAUAGAUAAAGUGUCCAACCUGAAGCCUUACACAAACUACAGCUGUACUUCAUAUUUAUUCUAUAAAGACAAAUCCAUAGAGAACAAAACUAUAACCACAAGGACCAAACCUGCAGAACCAGAUGUAGUACAGAAUGUGACAUGUAAAGUGGAUACAAAAAGUAUUAAAGUUAUGUGGGAGGAGCCAAACACACCCAAUGGCCCAUUAGAUGGAUACGAAGUUGACAUAUGCAAUGCCACUAACGGAAAUAAUUGCCCAUACAAAGAGAUAAUAGGUGGCGAGAAAACUUUUAAUGCUACUUCUCUAGUUCCUUACACAACCUAUAUUGUCAGUGUUAAAGCAUUCAACGAAGAUGAAGGAAAUAAUUUAUAUAGUGAUCCCAAGAAUAUAAUGUGUAUGACAAAUGCAACAAAACCAGAUGAAGUUGAGAUCAUCUCUAUUUAUGUUGGGACAGAACACAACACUGUCUCCAUUUCAUGCCAUCCCCUUAAAAAUAUUAAUGGGCCCAACGGAAAAUAUAUACUUUUACUAAAUGAUGCAGUGCACAAAAAUCAAACAAAUUGUAAAUUCAUUGUAACAAAUCUCAACUACCUGACAACAUAUAAGUUUACGAUUUAUUAUGAAAAUUAUUUAUUUAAAGGAGAAGGUGUCACAGUAGAGAUAAAAACAAAGUAUAAUGAUAAGGCUCUCAUUGGAUUUCUGGCUUUUUUCAUAACUAUUACUUGCUUGGCCCUGAUCAUUGUCCUGUACAAGAUCUACACUCUGCGGAGAAAAUCUUCCUGCAAUUUUGAAGAUCGAUAUCCACUAAAGGAACAAGACGAUGAGAGUAGUCUCCUAAACAUUGAGCCCAUCCCCCUGGAGUAUCUCCUCGAUACAUACAAGAGAAAAAAUGCUGAUGAGGGACGACUAUUUCUCGAUGAAUUCCAGAGCAUUCCGCGUGUCUUCAGUAAAUUCUCCAUCAAAGAAGCCAGAAAACAGUGCAACCAAUCUAAAAACCGCUACAUUGACAUUUUACCAUAUGAUGAUAACAGAGUGACCUUAUGUGAGAUACAUGGAGAGCCAGGAUCUGACUAUAUCAAUGCCAGCUACAUUAAUGGAUUUAAAGAGCCAAGAAAAUACAUUGCAGCCCAAGGUCCCAAGGAGGAAACUAUGAACGAUUUCUGGAGGAUGAUCUGGGAACAGAAGUCCACAAUCAUUGUGAUGGUCACUCGGUGCGAGGAAGGGAACCGCAACAAGUGCGCUCAGUACUGGCCCUCCACUGAAGAUGAAGUCGAGACGUUUGGCGACGUCAUUGUGAAGAUCACCCAGGAGAAAUUCUUUCCCGAUUACAUUAUCCGCAAACUGCACAUCACCAGCCGGCGUGAAAAAUCAGAGCGUGACAUCACUCACAUCCAGUUCACCGUGUGGCCGGAUCAUGGUGUACCAGACGACCCCAACCUCUUGCUGAAGCUACGUCGCAGGGUCAAUGCAUUAAGCAAUUUCUUCAGUGGGCCGAUAAUUGUUCAUUGCAGCGCUGGUGUUGGACGUACAGGAACCUAUAUAAGCAUUGAUGCCAUGUUGGAAGGUCUGGAGGCGGAGGGCAGGGUGGAUGUGUACGGCUACGUGGUACAGCUGAGGCGUCAGCGCUGCUUGAUGGUUCAAGUCGAGUCCCAGUACAUCUUCAUACACAAGUCUUUGGUGGAAUACAAUCAGUUUGGUGAGACAGAAGUCAGUACAUCGGAGCUGCCACAUUUACUCAACAACAUGAAGAAGGGCGACCUUCCCUCUGAACCAUCUCAGCUGAACUGUGAAUUUCAGAGAUUACCUUCAUAUAGAAACUGGAGACCACAGACGUCAGGAAACCACAUGGAGAACAAAGCCAAGAACCGCAACUCCACAAUAGUUCCAUAUGAAUUUAACCGUGUCCAAGUCAAGGUGAAUGAUGAUGAUGAAGAAAAAGAAAAAACGGAGGACUCCGAUAUGUCUUCAGAUGAGGACACUGACGCUGAGGAGUCCGUCUACAUCAAUGCUUCGUACAUAAUAGGAUAUUGGGGAACACGGUCCAUUGUAGCCGCCCAAGCACCGCUAAAACACACGAUUCCCGAGUUCUGGCAAAUGAUCUUCCAGAGAAAAAUUAAAACAAUUGUGAUGCUCUCUGGACCAAACCAAGACAAUGAAGAUGAAUGUGCGCCAUAUUGGAAAGAGAAGAGCAAGACGUACGGUAAUCUUGAGGUAGAGCUGACUGAGGAACAUCCAUAUGGUAGCUACACUGAACGCUCUUUUGAGAUCAGACACACCAAGAGGAAAGACAUCAGAAAGGUCUUACAGUUCCAUUAUAACCAGUGGGAGAACAUUCUCCCCAAAGAGUCCAAAGGGCUGCUGGAGAUGAUCGAGAAGGUCAGGAAGAACAUUCCAAGCAAGAAUGUGGAGGAGCAGAGCAAGUAUGACAAAUCGAGUCCUCUUCUGGUUCACUGCAGUGAUGGAUCCCAACGAACUGGGACAUUCUGUGCCCUCUGGAAUCUUAUGGAAAGUGCUCAGGUUGAAGAAGUCAUUGAUGUCUUCCAGACGGUGAAAAACUUACGUCGCCAGCGGUCAGGAAUGGUGUCUUCUUUUGAGCAAUAUGAAUUCCUCUAUGACACCCUGGCCAGCACAGUCCCUGCUCAGAAUGGGGACAUCAAGAUAACCAUUCACCAGGAACAGAAACCAAAUAACCAGAAUGAAAUUAAGACCAAAAUUCCAGAAACAAAAGAGACAGUCAUUGACAACGUUACAGAGGACACCCCGCCUGCGCCCAAAGAAGACGAAAUUGUCUCCAAUGGACCCAGUGCGGCCGCCUUUACAGAAGUAUCACUGAGAAUAGACGAAUGAGAAGUGAGUGGAUCAAUAGAAAAUAUAGGAUCUGGGACAUAUUUAUGUCUUUUGGACCUACUUAGGUCAACUGAGCUACUUGGCUCAUGAACAAAACUGGUACUUAACAAUAUAUACCUAUGCCAAUGGGCACAUUGUUAAGAAAUUGAUGCUAAUAAGGAACAGCUGCAAAUAUUUCAUCCAUUAUGUGCAGAGUUUAUGACUGAAGUUUCAAUAAUUUUCCCCACGCGGCGCCGUGUGUCCAAGACGUGUUAAAGUAACAAGCUAGUGAAAUUCUUUCUCGCCAUAUUCCAUAGGAGGCAUAGGCGGCCUGCUGCUCCCCAGAUGCUUCCCGAAUGCAGAGCGUCGCGUCUCCAUCUGCCAUGUACUAUUUGUCCCAAUGUAUAAUUGUUCGGAUAAUCAAUAAUAGCGGUGAAGCUGUGUAUAUAUCCCGAGUAGGCCAAUGAAACUAUGCAAUCUGCAGAUAUUGGAUAAAUUGCUAAUUUGCUUAUUUUUCUGCUCAAGGUGUAUUUUUUUUAUUUUUCAUGUUCAGAAAAGGAUUUUAUAAGGAUUAUUGUGUCUUAGCAUCCAUACUUUUAUUACUAUUAAUAUUCAGCUCCCAUCUUCUAUAAUAAAUGUACAAAAUGUAAGACAUUGUCCAAACCUCAACAUGACUCUAGAUAGGAAUCAGGUAGAUAGA